This is a messenger RNA of Auanema sp. JU1783, 1110 nucleotides long. Lineage: Eukaryota; Metazoa; Nematoda; Chromadorea; Rhabditida; Rhabditidae. The record is from the annotation of a GenBank genome assembly.
AUGAGCAGGAGGAAAUUGGCUGUCCAGCUGUUUGUUCUAGCUAUAGCGAUUUAUAUUGGAUGUAACCAUGACGUUAUAACGUCAUCCACAUUAAUAAAAUCCUUUGUCACCUACUGUUCUCAGAAGUUUUCUCAUUCUUCUCUAUAUUCGAUCAAAAUACCAAAUAGGAGGUCUGAAGAGAAACUUGCGAAGAAAAAGAAAGAGAUCGAAACACAUCUCGUGGAAAAGUCUCCUAUGGUGCUCAAUGAAGUAUGUAGUCCUAAUUCAGAUAUAUGUUACAUGAUUAUUGAUGAAGCAAUGCGUUACAAAGAUGAACUCAUAGUUAAGAGGAGAAUAGCACUCAAAAAAAUGCCUAAUUAUGCGCUGACAAUAGUUGAUUUGAAUGUCCCUGCAGAUUUAACUUGGAGUAAUCUGAACACUCGAAAUUGGCCGGUAAAUAAACUUGUUAUAACCACUCGUUAUAUCAAGCUUUUAAUUGCUGCCAGUUUUUUCACUGAGGCUCUUACAUUCGAACCUACGGAGCAACAGAAGGUUCUAAUGAUUGGCUUAGGAGGAGGUGUAGCUAGUAAUUUCCUAUCAAUGCUAGAUUGGUUAAUGAUUCACACAACUGUCGUAGAAAUCGACCCAUUCAUUUACAAUAUAGCUCGUCAAUUCUUCGAUCAUACGGAUGAUGACAGGACGAACGUCAUAAUCGACGAUGGAAUACAAUUCUUGAAGACAGCCGUUGAGAAUGAAGAAACAUACAAUGCUCUCAUGAUUGAUGCUUGCCAUACGGAGGACGAGGAUAUCUUAUGUCCUAUUGAAGAAUUCUACAUGAAGAACGACGUUAUCAAAAAUGUUGCUGAUGUACUGGAUGAAAAUGGAGUUAUGACAAUGAAUAUUCUAUGUGCGAAGGAUUCAGCUGAGAACGAAGACAAAAUUCUCAAAGCAUAUGAGCCAUUUUUCCCAUCUUGUUUUCUCUUCAAAUAUUUAAGUCAGAGAAGGAUGCUCAUAUGUAGUAAGAAACAUAACUGGACAUGGACCAGUCGGAAGAGUCGGUUCUUAAAAAAUAUACAACAGGUUGAUGAUGUAUUUGAGUUCAAACUCUAUGAUUUGUUAAAAAAUAUUUGA